UGUAUUCUAUAUUCAUCAUGUGUAUGUUUUGGUACAAUAGGAAGGCAAUUAAUGAUAGUACCAGAGGAAUGGUAUAAUAAGAUUGACCAAAAUAAGAAUUACGAAAUUGAUGCAGCUUCCAAACCAAGCAAACAAGCAACUUCUGGCCAAAUAAUAAUUCCACAGCAAACAGCAAGCAAGUGA
Molecule: messenger RNA, 183 nt
Organism: Dentiscutata erythropus
Lineage: Eukaryota; Fungi; Glomeromycota; Glomeromycetes; Diversisporales; Gigasporaceae
Source: the annotation of a GenBank genome assembly